Trichoderma aggressivum f. europaeum is the source of this 1299-nucleotide messenger RNA. RefSeq lists its product as uncharacterized. The coding region runs from base 1 to 1299 and encodes 432 amino acids. The transcript has 2 exons. The record is from RefSeq and is a predicted model, not a curated record. Lineage: Eukaryota; Fungi; Ascomycota; Sordariomycetes; Hypocreales; Hypocreaceae.
AUGCCAAACGCCCUCAUCAGCUGGUUCCGGCGCCGACGCGUCGCAAGGAGCAGCAAGAAGCAGCGAGGCGCCGUCUCGCUGGCCACGAGGCUGCUGAUAGAAGCUCCUCCGAUCCCGCCUCACCCAACGCUGCCCUCUCGGCGCAGAGGAACGCUCACGCCCGCCCCGUCCCGCGAGAGCCUCAUCGCCGCCUGCAAUGCCGCCACCGCAAACAGCUCCUUCUUCACCAAGCUGCCCGUCGAAAUCCGGCGCAAGAUCCUGGUGGAAGCCUUUGGCGGCCAGACGAUUCACAUGGACCUCAUCUAUGACCACCCGCCGCAGCCUCCAGAAGAGCAGACGGAAGAGAUGAUGAAGAAGAAUGGCCGAGCGCAUGGAAAUUUCAACGUCAACUUCAACGGCCAUCACACAUGCGAUAUGAGGAAUCUCAGGCUAGACGACUCGCUACCAAAGGAAUGGGCCUGGCGAAGCUCCGUCUGCCAUCGGAACGGACCAGCUCGUCGCCGUCCCGAAGACGAGGUCCAGCCCGGGGAGGAUUACUGUCGAUUCGGCCAGUCGCCGUGGCACGCGACCUGUCUUUGCUGGCCUGGCGAGUUCCCAACAAAGUGCCAAAUAGGAGCGAUGGGAUGGCUUUGCAGCUGUCGGCAAGCCUAUCUCGAGGGCAUCGAUGUCUUAUACUCCACAAACACAAUCCACACAGCCAGCAAGGAAAUGAUCCUCAGCCUCACCUCCAUCCUCCUCCCGCAGCGCCUCUCCAGCAUCACGUCAGUGGAGCUCCUGUGGGACUUUGCGCCGUUCCCCAGCACCCACCCCGAAGUCGUCAAGCCGCCGCUCUCAGACAUGGCCAGCUUCCACGCAUUCCUCGACGCCAUCCCGACCACGUUUCCCGCCCUCAGAAGGGCGCACAUCUCCCUCCAAGGACACAUAUACCCGACCAAGACGGUCAACGGCUCCACCCGCUGGGACAACAACAUCGACAGACUCGACGAGAUACUGCACCCCGUGGACGACUUCGUCUUGGGGCUCGAGCCGGACGUGCGACGGGGCUUUUCGCUCGGCAUCCCGAGCUCGCUGUAUAGGAGCCAGAGAGACAGGGCCCUUCAGAACAACGACCCGGUAGAGCAGGCUCACCGCGGUCAAUAUGAGCGGCACUGGAGGCCGCUCAAGGGCUCUGGCCACGGUGAAGGGUACUGGGUCUGGCUGGGCAAUAAAGACUUGAACAUGCCGAUCAUCUGCACGAUGGGAGAAGGCGGCUACAAGAGCAUUGUAGGCGAGGACAACUGGGUGUUAUACAGGUUCUAG